Messenger RNA from Vespula vulgaris, 5752 nucleotides. RefSeq lists its product as uncharacterized. NCBI's taxonomy places the organism in Eukaryota, Metazoa, Arthropoda, Insecta, Hymenoptera, Vespidae. The coding region runs from base 3875 to 4846 and encodes 323 amino acids. The record is from RefSeq and is a predicted model, not a curated record. The transcript is spliced from 4 exons.
AGGGAUGAUAGGGUGGGUAGGGAAAGGCACUCGUGCGAGAGUGUUGGAUCGAAAUCUGCUAGGCUCGACAAUGACGGUGCUAACAAUUAACUCGAACCAUUAAACCCUUUAAAGAGAUCAGAAGCUACAUUGACGUUUUACCUAUUUCUAAUAACGUAAAAUAAAUUCUUAAUUAACACAACCGACACGUAGCUCUCUCUUUCUCUGUUUUUCUUUAAAAUAAAUCAAUCAAUCAAUCAAUCAAUCAAUCAAUCAAUCAAUAAAUAAAUGGAAGAAAAAAAGUAGAGUUUGUUGACACUUGCUGUUCGUUACGAUCGGAAUCAUUAUUAUCAGAAAUUAAAUCAAAAACGAUCAUGCGCUUCUCUAAGUUUUACUUGAACAAAUAGUAAACUAUAGAGGAUCGUUAAGUUUCGGAGAGAGAGAGAGAGAGAUAGUGAGAGAGAAUCGUUAACGAGUUUCGGAUUGUUUCGCGUUUAUACGAGCGCAAAUUAUGCACUGUAAUUUUGGCAUCUAUCUAUCUAUCUAUCUAUCUAUCUAUCUAUCUAUCUAUCUAUCUAUCUAUCUAUCUAUCUAUCUACCUAUCUAUCUAUCUUUCUUCCGUUAUAGCAUAGCAGAGGAAGAAGGGAGCGAAAUUUCAUUGAUCGGGAAGUGCAUAAAAUGCGUUCAUACCAAUGCACAUCGUACAACGUUGGAAUGUAUAUUAUUCCGAAAGCUAUCUCUCACUCACUCAUACUCUCUUCUUAUCUGUCGAACUUCAAAUACGAUACGGUGCAUAUCAGAUAGGGCAUUGAACGUUAUUACGUCUAUAAAAAGUUUCUCCAUAAAUAUUUGAUGGAGAAGAGGCACGAUAUUCUUCGGCACGUCGAAACGAAAGCUUGCUUGGCUAGUUUCCGGGAAUAUCGUUUUUCGGAGAUAUGGACGAUGAGUAGAGGGGAUGAUGGAAAGGACGAGGAGCGAGGGGACAUUAGGUAGAGGGCAUCCACAUUUUUCCCUUGGCUCGGUUAAACGCGAUAGUAGAUCGUAAAUAUCUCUGAGAUGUCCUGCUAAAUCAAAAUAUAACCUAUCAAACCGAUCCUAAUAUAGAUAACGAAGAGAAUAUAGCAUAUAGAUAUACGUAUAUAUAUAGAGUGUAUAUAUAUAAGGUAUCCAAAAAGGUUGGGACCAAACUUAUACACGUAUUACUUAGUUACUUAGGUCAAACGGAUGAAAAAACUUAUGCUCGUACAAACUUUCGCUCGAAUAUACUUUAUUAAAAAGAUGUAUACUUUUAAUAAUAUUUCUGAUUUAUUAUGGCAAUUAUAAAACAUGUUCGAAAAUUCCUCCCUCUGCCAGAAUGCAGCCUUCCAUUAUUCGUCGAAUCAAUGCAAUGAUCGCCGAACUCUUUUAAAUAUUCCAACCGUAUCGGAAAUAACAUUAACUGCAUUUUGAAUACAUUCCCAAAGUUCAUCUUUUGUAAACAAUAUCAUUAAGAAUUAUAAUACGUAUACAUAAAAAAAAAGAGAAUUAUAAUACGAAAAAAAAAAAAAAGAAAGAAAAGAAAAAAUGUUCGACAAUUCUUGAACUUCUUAUAAGCGCGACUAUAAAUCAUAAUUAUCUUGAAAAAUAUAUCUUUUCAAUAAAACAUUUUCGAACGUAAGUUUGUGUGAACUUUUUUCAUUUGUAGCACUCGCUAAUAAAAUAAGAUUGCUGCUCGAUCUUUUUAAAGAUCCUGUAUAUACAUACUUACAUAUGUAUAUGUGCAAUGUAGAAGAUUCGAUCCAGAUAAAAAACGUUUGAAUAAAAAUUUUUAGGAUCCUUUGAUUAGAUUUCGUACGUACAUUAUCAUUCCUUCCUCUUUCCCCUUUACCCUUCUCUUCUCCUAUUCCCUCUUCUCGUAUUCCGUCUCUCGAAUUACCUCGAAGUAUAUCCCGGAGAACGGGUAAACAGUUGCUCGGUGGCUCGUUUAAUGGUCUGAAAUCUGAAUACGAAGCGAAGCAAGGACGAAACUACAGUGUAUCUCUGAGAGAAAUCGUAGGGAUCCCUUUUGGAUAGUAGAUAGCUAGGUAGGUAGGUGGUAGCUAGGUGGUGAGUAGGUUGGUAGGUUGGUUGGUAGGUUGGUUGGUAGGUAGGUAGGUAGGUAGGUUGGUAGAUAGGUUGGUAGGUAUUUAAGUAGAUACGCAUAGGUAAACGACGAAGAUCCACGAAGAUCUAUAAUAUAGUUCGAUCGUUUAAAUAAAUACGAACGUUGAUUUAACGUUGUCAUCGUUUCUCCAGUAAAUUAGUUUCGAAACUUAAAGCGUUGUUCUAUACACACAUAUACAUACAUAUGUAUGUAUGUAUGUAUGUAAUAUAUAUCAAUCCUGUUUUCAAAUUAAAACGUUUAUUAUCUUUUCUAGCUCGGAACGAACGCGUCAACUUCCUUAGAAUAAUUCUCAAAUAUUAUACGAUUAUUUAUCUGACUUUCGAUCCUCGGAUAUAAAUAUUUUUCGAUCGAAAAGUAUUUCUUCUUCUUUUUCUUUUUCUCGUUUUUAAUAACACAAAACAUCUUCUUUUAAAAGGAAUAAAGAUUUUUUACUAUUUAAACGUACUGAACAUUGUUCAAAUGCACACUUAGGUACAUAUAUAUAUGUACAUACGUAUGUAUGUAUGUAUACACACACACGCAUACGUACAUAUAUAUAGAUAUAUAUAUGCAUAGAUAUGUAUAUAGGAUGUGUACUUCGAAGCAGAAAUCAAUUGGCAAGUAGGAAUUACGCGGUGCAAUUAUUGAUUGGAUGACGUACGUGUCGGAACCGUGAUGAAGAGGAUCAAUGGAAUUUCGAUGGAGGCUGGAGGAGCGGCAAUCCUGGAACGACUCUGAUUUAAUGCUAGGGACAUUGAAAUAAUACCGGUAGUUUUAAUUGACCGGUAUUAUUUCGACUAACGAAUUACAAUCCAUGUGUGGUAAUAAAGUCUACAGUCUUUAAAAACAUUUUAUCUAUCGUUUUUUUUUUCCACGAAGUACGGAUAAAUGAAGUAAAAUUUUCUUUCUAUUUCUUUUUCUUUUCUUUUCUUUUUUUUUUUUUCUUCGAAUGGCGACGGAUAGAUUCUUUGAAAGAGUAAGAACAAUGUUAUCCCAAUUUUAAAUCGGUAAAUUUUCGAAACGAAACGGAAAUAAUUUUUUUCGCGAAAUAUACGUCUCUCUAUCUCUUUCUCUCUCUUUCUCUCUAUCUAUCUCUGUCUAUCUUUGUUUUUUUCUUCUUUUGGGAUGAACUUACGGGAUGAUCGCAUCCCAAGCGUGGAAAAUGAACGAGCGAACGUUUUCGUAGUCGCCUCGUAAUUACAAGCCGCGUGCGAUAAAUUCAUGACGUAGAGACUCUGCGUUAUGAUAUUUACAAAAGUGUAUGUAAAAUAUCUACCUGCGUAUGUAUGUAUAUUAUACAUACGGCGCUUAUUCCGCCAGUCUGGUAAACGUAUUUUCUUCAUUUGCGAUAUCAUCUAUGUAUAUACGUACAUACAUAUAUACAUACAUACAUAUAUACACACACACAUGUAUCUAUCUAUCUACGUAUAUAGAUAUUAUACCUAUCACGGUAAUAAGGUCGUCCGGUAAACAUUUUGAAAUAAAGCAGGAAGCUUGAAAAUUUGUAAUACGAAUAUUGCGAUUACUUUCACGAUAAUAGAGAGAGAGAGAGAGAGAGAGAGAAAGAGAAAAUGAUGACAAAUAUCGAUUCUCGAACUGUCAAAAGUCAUUGCUUUAUUUUGAUAAAGUGAAAAUAUAUCGGUAAGAGAGAAAAUAGGGAUGAAAGAAAUCCGAAAGUCGAAGCGUCCCUUCGAAACUUACGAGGUCAUUUUAACAUACCUCGUUUCGAAUUAUUCCAACAAAGAGACCAAUCAAAAAUAGAAUUAUACAAAAAUGGAGAACACGAGCGAGGACGAAGCUGUAAUAAUUCGUAACCUAAAAGACUCGGCCGCUUUGUUACCUCGGAUCGCAGCGCUACGUCAAGUUUUGCGACAAUUACGAAUGGCACUUCGUCAGGAAAGGGAAAAUCUCAGUAAAGAAAUAAAUACGAUUAAGUGGUUGGAAGUUGGUAAAAUGAAAAAAAAAUUUAUCCUCGAGGACGAGAGUAAACCUUUUCCCAAAGUUGACUCCCGUUGGAAUAAUCGUGGUAACGGUGGUCAGUCUUCGAAAUAUCCUCUCGAAGUUUUACACUUUAGGAACGGUAAUGGCGAUAGCUGCACAACAGGAAAUUGUGGGAGUUUACUCGAUAGCAAGAUAUAUCAAAGACGAGUUGACCGAUUAAAAGAGGAACUGGACUCGUUCGAGCGAUCCUGUCGUUCAAUGUCGAUCCUGUCGAUGUCUAAAUUUUACAAGGAGAAGAUUCACGAUCUUGAGAGAGACUGUUGCGCGGGAUUGAACAGAGUAAAAGAUGGUUUCGUCGAGUCCCUUCAGGCUUUUGAAAAUACUCUCGACUUUAUACGCUCUGAGCGAUCCUCUAAGAGAACGUCGAACGCGGAUGGAUAUCGCAACGCCGAGAGUUUCGUGAUAGGACGUCGUAAGGAAAAGAAUUUGGAUGGUGGUGCGCGUCAACGUGCCAAGUGGCAGACCUUGUCGAGCAACGUCGAAAAGCAGUCAUCUCUCUGUCGAACCAAAUCGCUCAUUAUCGAGAACAGGCAUCACGGUCUAUGGUUGGCGCAGAUUUGUUCGCAACGUUUCAGCGACAGUGCCAUAUGCAACGACGCUAUGUAUCGAGCUUCGAGAUUUCACUUGGAAAGACCGCAUCAUAUCGUUGGUAUACUGGAACCUUCCAACGAUCUACGAUUUUCUACCAACUUUACCGCCGUUUUUCCGAUCAUUGGAAAGAGAACACCGAUUUUAACGCUCUAACCAAGCUACUUUGAACAUUUUUCUUUUCUCUUUUAUAUUUCCUCUCUUUUUUUCUUUUUCCUUUAUCUCUCGAAAUAUAUACAUACAUACAUACACAUAUAUAUAUAUAUAUAUAUGUUUUUCUUUUUCUUUCUUUCGUUAUUUCUUUCGAAUUUUCUUACAUCUCCUUUUGCACAUUGAUUUUGUAAUUUCGAUUGAAAAUAUAAUAUCCUUCGUAUACCAUCACUUUUUCAUUCUCUUCUUUCAAUUUUAUUUAUUAUCUUAGAUUUCAUUGAUCAUCGUUCCGACGAUAUCAUUACGAUCGAUUAACUCGUCCCUUUAACGAAAAUGAAUCAUAUCUCCUAUCCAUUCGCGAGUUCAAAUACUAUUGCUUAAGAUACGGUUUAUCUUUUAGAAUAGAAAAGAAGAAUGACGCUAUAAAAGCUCCCAUUGACUUUCAAAGCUAAAGCUUCAACCCUCCUUCUUUUACCAGUCACACCACCCUCUCUGUCUCUAUCUCUCUCUCUCUUUCCCUUUACCCACCUUUCUCCCUCCGAAUCUACCAACCAACCAACCAACCAACCACCCACUCACCCAUCCAUCUUUCGCUCUUCGCAUUUCUUUCGUUCGUCUCGAACAGCCGAGCCGAUAGAAGAAGACGAGGAGGAGAGGGACCUAGCGCGGAGUUCAUAAAAGGGCUCGAGGAUAUACGUCUGCUCUUUCAGGACCUUUAUUUCCCCAUAGCGUGACGGGAGAAAAGGAAAAUAAGGCGACUGUCGUCGAGGCGACGAAGGAAUUCAACGAAUAUGAAUUCUCUGGCUGCACGUUCCGAUUCAAUAACCGACCUUCCAACGGCCGUUGACUCUUUCAACGAAAUGAAAAAAAAAGAAAAAGAAAAAGAGAAAAAAGAAAAAAGAAAAAAGAUAA